AUGCUUUCCACUUCCAUCAUCACCUUUCAAGUCAACAAGACAUGGUCCUAUGGAUCUGCCAAAGAAGGAAAAAAUGUCACGAUUCCCGAUCCCUAUUAUUGGCUAGAAGGGGAUUUGCAUAACGAUACAGAUGUGAUCGAAUUCAUCAAAGAAGAAACAAAAGUUACAGAAGAUUUUAUGGCAAAAUGCAAAGAUAAAGAUGCAAUCACGGCUUCCAUCACUGCUGCUUUCGAUUAUGAUAACUAUGAUUUCUUCACCCGCGUUGAUGGUGGGCCAAGCCCGUACUACACCUAUCAAGUAAAACGUGCAAAGGAAGACCGUCCGACAUGGUAUGUCUGUACACCAGAAGAGUUGGAAGCAGCAAGAAAGGACAACCUUGCAACACCACCCGGCAAGAAAUUCUUGGUUGAAGAAUUGUUGAGCGAAAACGGAACGGCAAAUAUUCAAGAUUGGCGAAAUUCACCAAAUGGAAAAUAUUUCGCUUAUUUAACUUCAGAAGCAAAUGCGGAUGUGGCAACUUGGUAUGUACGUUCGAUUGAUUCACCUUUGAUCAAUGCAACCACUUUCCCGCCUGGUGGUGAAGGUGCUUUGCCGGACGUGAUUCCGUUUUGUCAAAGUGAUUUUGAAUGGAAACCGGACGAUUCUGGAUUUUUCUACAUUCAAACCGAAGAUAGCAAAGGAGGUUUCAAUACAGUGAUUGGUUCGACUAUUCGCUAUCAUCAAAUGGGAACAGCAAACGAAAAAGAUAUUACAAUCGUUCACGCUGAUCCGGUCAGAGCUGAUGGAACGAAUAACGAUUGGCAUAUCAAAUUAAGUCAUGAUGGUCGUUGGCUCAUCGCGAUGGGUUCUCAUGAUGCACUUGAAUACAGAAAAGUGUUUGCUACACUUUUGCCUGAUCAAACUUUAUCAGACAAUAUGAAAUGGAUUUCAAUUUCUCCAACUUAUGAUUUCACAUUCCAAUCAAUCAGUGUGAUUGACGAAUGGCUUUACUUUUCGACCAAUCGUGAUGCUUUGAAUAGCAAAGUAGCAAAAGUCAAACUGGAUUGGAGCAAAGCACGUCAAGUGAGCGAUGUAAACACAUUGACUGAUCGUCUUGAUUUCGUUGAUGUGAUCCCUGAGCAAGAUGAUGCUUCACUUUUUAUUGCAGUUGGAUUGUCAGAAAAUAUGGCUUCUUGCGCUUAUAUCAAAAAUGGAAAAUAUGUCGUUCAAAUUUUGGAUUUAUUAGCCGGUAAGAUCGUUCAUACUGCCAUUCCAAACGAUCCUGCCCAAUUACGAACUUUAAUUACUGCCCAUAAAGCAAAAUCACUUACGCUCACCGUUUCGGGCACAACUUCUCCCGAUGCAGUUUAUGAAGUCAGAUAUGAUGGUCAACAAUUCCAAGACGUUCUCUUGACUGUACAAAGUAUCAAAGGUACCAACGCAACAGAUUAUGUUUCCGAGGAAUUCUUCGCAACAGCUUCUGAUGGAACACAAAUUCCUUAUGCUGUGGUAUCCAAGAAAGGCACUCCAAAGGACGGCACAUGCAGCGCUUGGGUACAUGCUUAUGCUUCUUAUGGCUACAUUGAAACGUUUUAUUUUGAUGCAACAUACUUUUCUUAUUUGGUAGGAUACGAUUGUACAUCAUUCGUUUGGUCUUCCGGAAGAGGUGGUGGCGAUCGUGGUGAACUUUGGCAUAUUGCUGGACAAAGGAAGAAUAAGACAAGGUCCAUCGAUGAUACGAUUGCAGUUGCACAAGAUUUAGUCAAACGCAAAAUUGCUGCACCUGGCAAAGUUAUCCUUGAUGGUGGUUCUGCAGGUGGUAUGGUUGCUGGAGCUGCAGCAAACAGAGCUCCUGAAGGUACAUUUGGAGUCGUUUUUCCCGUAAGAGCAGUUCUUGAUUUCUUCUUACGUAAACGUUCACGAGAUGGAGCAGACCAGAUUGAAGAAUUUGGUGAUGUUGACAAUCCAACCGAUUUCGAUACGAUCAUUCAAUGGUCUCCUUUACAAAACAUCAACAAAACUCGCGAUUAUCCGGCAAUGUUACUCCUUCCAGGUGAUUCGGAUGAUCGUGUGGUGGCCGCUCAUAGUUUCAAAUACCUCGCACAAGUUCAAGCUGAUCAUCCAAACAACAGCAAACCUUUGCUCAUGCACUUGGUCAGGGAAGCAGGUCAUACACAAAUGGGUCUGAGUACGGAUACAGAAACGAUUCAAGGCUUACAUCAAUUAUGUGUGGCUUCCCUCGUUUUAGAUCUCAAGCGUGCGAGUUGA
Molecule: messenger RNA, 2247 nt
Organism: Meira miltonrushii
Lineage: Eukaryota; Fungi; Basidiomycota; Exobasidiomycetes; Exobasidiales; Brachybasidiaceae
Product: alpha/beta-hydrolase
Exons: 2
Coding region: 1-2247 (748 amino acids)
Biological process (GO): proteolysis
Cellular component (GO): cytosol
Molecular function (GO): serine-type endopeptidase activity; oligopeptidase activity
Source: RefSeq, a predicted model, not a curated record